Molecule: messenger RNA, 2352 nt
Organism: Cuscuta campestris
Lineage: Eukaryota; Viridiplantae; Streptophyta; Magnoliopsida; Solanales; Convolvulaceae
Source: the annotation of a GenBank genome assembly
GCAUUUUCUUCUCUUUUGGAAGAGGGGGUUUUCGGCCAAGUAGAGAGAGAAAGAAGAAAAACAUUUUGAGUUCCAAAGUUAUUAUUUUGGCGUAGAAAAUUGAUAUAAUAUUUUCUUUAAAAUAUUAUUCGUAUAUUUUCUACGAUUUAAUAUACAAGAUUAAUAUUAUCCUCUUAAAUCUUUAUAUUUAAUAUACUAUUAUAAUCUUUACUAGCAUAAAGAUUAUAGUAGACUCCGGAGAUUGUUCGUGUGUCAGUUGGAGGCCGGACGCUUGAACGGCUACGUUUGCUCCUUCAACACCUUUUGCUCGACUUCUCGUUCAUACCGCUUUACCGGAGAGGGGGAAGGAGACUCGAGAUUUUUAAUCCCUUUGGUGCUAAUCGAGUGCUCAUUAUGUGCCAUGAAACAAGAGAGCCCGAAUGCAGACCUAACCCAACAAGGCAGCAUACUUUGACUUCACAAGCUUCUCUCCUUCCGCGUACGGCAGUAGCCAAUUCGCCUUUCUUCCAUUGACAUUCAGCUCACUUUACAGAUUGCACUUUGGGUGUCACCAUUUAGGUGAUCAUUGACAAGAUGGCUGUUGUUGCUUCUGCCCCGGGAAAGGUUUUGAUGACCGGAGGGUAUCUUAUCCUUGAGAGGCCCAAUGCAGGGAUAGUCCUGAGUACAAAUGCUCGAUUUUAUGCCAUUGUGAAGCCUCUUUAUGAGGAGAUCAAGCCCGAUAGUUGGGCAUGGGCAUGGACAGAUGUGAAGUUGACUUCUCCUCAGAUGUCAAGAGAAACACUCUACAAAUUGUCACUUAAAUCCUUCAAACUUCAGCCUUUAUCUAAUAGUGAUUCAAGAAACCCCUUUGUGGAAUAUGCAGUGGAGUAUGCCAUAGCAGCAGCAUAUGCAACCUUUGACAAGCAUAAGAAGGAUGCAUUACAUAAACUACUUUUGCAAGGUCUAGACAUUACAAUCUUGGGGUGCAAUGAAUUUUAUUCAUAUCGGAACCAGAUUGAAGCACAUGGACUUCCUCUCACACCUGAAUCAUUGGCUUCUCUCCCUCCUUUUGCCUCAAUUACCUUUAAUGCAGAAGAAGCAGGCGGAGAAAGUCGAAAACCUGAAGUCGCUAAGACUGGAUUGGGAUCAUCAGCAGCUAUGACAACUGCAGUUGUAGCUGCUUUGCUUCAUUAUCUCGGUGUUGUUAAUCUUUCCUCCUUUACCCAUGAACAACUUCAAGAAAAGAGAGAUGUUGAUGCUCUUGACAUUGUACACGUGAUUGCCCAAACAGCACAUUGUAUUGCACAGGGUAAAGUUGGUAGUGGAUUUGAUGUGAGUUCUGCAGUGUAUGGAAGCCAACGCUAUGUACGGUUUUCACCCGAAGUGCUUUAUCCUGCUCAGAACGCAGGCAUGGCAACUCCACUUACAGAAGUCAUCAGUGAGGUCCUAAAAGCAAAGUGGGACCAUGAGAGGACUAAAUUCUCAUUGCCUCCUUUGAUGACUCUUUUACUAGGAGAGCCAGGAACGGGAGGAUCUUCCACACCAUCAAUGGUAGGUGCUGUAAAGAAAUGGCAGAAGUCAGACCCUCAAAAUUCACAUGAAACAUGGAUGAAGUUACUGAAUGGAAACUCUACCCUUGAAAUGCAUCUGAAUGCCUUAUGCAAGUUGGCAGAGAGUAAUUGUACUUCAUACGAGUCUAUUAUCAACAACUGCAGCACGCUUCCAGCCGGAAAGUGGAGGGAGGCAGUUAGUGGGCCAUAUCAAGCAGAAGUCGUGAAGGAUUUGAUGGGAGCUCGAGAUGCAAUGCUUGGUAUCAGGUAUCACAUGCGUAAAAUGGGCGAGGCUGCAGGAAUCCCAAUAGAACCAGAAACACAGACUCAGCUUCUGGAUGAAACGAUGAGUAUGGAGGGAGUUGUGUUGGCUGGUGUGCCCGGUGCCGGUGGAUUUGAUGCGGUCUUUGCUGUUACCUUAGGCUCAUCAUCAUCAUCAAGCAACAAUCUCAUGAGAGUGUGGAGUUCACACAAUGUGCUCCCUCUCCUUGUCAGGGAAGACCCUCACGGUGUUUCCUUGGAGACCCAUGGUGACCCCAGAACACGGCAAGUCACUUCCGAGGUUUCUUCCAUCAAGAUUGAUGAUUGAAUUACCACAACAAAGAACUUCAGCACAUCAAAGGUAGCUUCUUUCGAGUCUUUAAGAUAAAACUGCAUUUUUGUGUUGUAACAUUGUUGUCAUAAAAGCAAAUCUAUUUUACCUGCUCAACCAAUAAAAGAUUUACCAAUUUUUUACUUUUAGUAAAUGAAAGCAAAUUGUAACUGUUUUACGACAUUCAUCGUUAAGUUUGUUCUGAAGGAGGAAUAAUUUCCUGGGAUAUAC